CCCCUGUGAAAUGAAAAUGUUUGCGUAUUAGGUAUUAUCAGGAGUCUUUGCACCACUGUAUUCUGGAUCUUCAAACUAUCAGCACUCAAUUAUUAUUCCAGGACAGGUUUUUCUUUUCUCUUUUAUCCCAGUGAGACGGAUUAAUUUGCGACUUAUUUUCCUAUCCUGUUGCUUCAUGAAAACAGUGACCAUGUUGCGGAGAAGAAGUGAGUUUUUUGUUUUUCUGGACAGUGCUCUUUCUGUGAGUACACAAAAAGAGGAACAGAAAGAAGAGCCACCGCUGAGCCCUAGUGACGAGUAUCUACAGGUGCUACUGCAGAUGAAAACGACCAGUGCUGAUCAGUUUGACAACUUGGAAAAGCAUACACAGUGGGGGAUCGAGUUUGUGGAAAAGUACACCAAAUUUGUCAAGGAGAGAUCAGAAAUUGAAACCAACUAUGCAAAACAGAUUAGGAAUCUAUCAAAGAAAUAUCAGCCCAAGAAGAACUCCAAAGAAGAAGAAGAGAGCAAGUACACCUUCUGUCGAGCCUUCCUAACAACACUGAACGAGUUAAAUGAUUACGCAGGUCAACACGAAGUUAUUUCUGAGAACCUGACAUCUCUUAUCAUCACCGAACUUGCGCGCUACCUACAAGAACUCAAGACUGAGAGAAAAUCGCACUUCCAUGAUGGGCGUAAGGCACAGCAGCACAUUGAAAGCUCGUGGAAACAGCUGGAAGCGAGUAAAAAACGGUUUGAGAGGGAGUGUAAAGAGGCAGAAAGAGCACAGCAGUACUUUGAGAAGAUGGAUGCUGACAUUAACGUGACUAAGGCUGACGUGGAAAAGCGAAGUUUCCAUAAGGCACGACAGCAAGCUCAGAUGAGGCACCAGAUGGCUAGUGACAGUAAGAGCGAAUACGCCGCCUACCUGGAGAAGUUCAACAAGGAACAGAAUGAACAUUACUAUACAAUUAUUCCCAACAUAUUCCAGAAACUUCAAGACAUGGAGGAGAAAAGAAUUGAGAGGAUAUCAGUGUGCAUGAAGACAUUUGCAGACGUGGAUCGCCAGGUGCUGCCCAUUGUGGGAAAAUGUUUAGAUGGCAUGACAAAUGCUGCCGAGUCCAUUGAGCCCAAGGCUGACUCUAAGCAGGUGGUGGAGUCCUUCAAGUCUGGUUUCGAGCCCCCAGGAGAUGUAGAGUUUGAGGACUAUGGCCAGGCCAUGAAGAGGACAGUAUCUGAAACCAGCCUGUCCAACACCAAAGAGAGCAAAGAGAAGCCUGGUGUCAAGGCCAAAAGCAAACUGUGGCCUUUCAUUAAGAACAAGAACAAGCUUAUGUCCCUGUUAACGUCCCCCCACCAGCCCCCACCUGCCCCCCCAGCCUCAUCCCCACCCUCACCCUCUGCUGUUCCCAACGACCCCCAGUCUCCCAAGCAGCACAAGGAGCCCCUCUCCCACCGCCUCAACGACUUCAUGGCCUCCAAACCCAAAAUGCACUGCCUCCGGAGCCUGAGGCGAGGGCAACAAUCUCCGCGCUCUCUCAUUUAUCACAAAGAGCUAAUGAAGAGGACUCUGGGCAGACCCACGUAUGCUUUUGAAGCAAGGCAAUAUGUUCUUUCUCUCAAGCUGAUCACACUCAAUUCCCACGUCCGGAAUCUCAUUGAGGGUUCUGUACCGGAGGACUUCAGUCACCUGCCGCCAGAGCAGAGGAGGAAGAAGCUGCAGGGCAAGAUCGAUGAGCUGAGUAAAGACAUACAAAAAGAAAUGGACCAGAGAGAUGCUUUGACUAAGAUGAAAGACGUGUAUAUAAAGAACCCUCAGAUGGGAGACCCGGCCAGUGUGGACCCCCGGCUAACAGAAAUAGGUCAAAACAUUGAGAAGUUCCAGUCUGAAGUACAGAAAUUUGAGGGCUGGUUAGCAGAGGUGGAGGAGAGGAUGCCGUCUAAGAGUGAUUCACACCGGAAAAGCGGACUCUAUGAGACCCAGAAUAGCACAACAGUGAGCAACAACUGUGCACAGGACAGAGAGAGGCCCCUGAGCAGCCCGGAUGGCAGCUACACAGAGGAGCAGAAUUCAGAGGUUCAGGUCAAAGCCCAACCCAUCCCCACCCCAACCACCACGACGGAGUUCGAUGACGAGUUUGAUGAUGAGGAGGUCCUGCCUACCAUCGGCACCUGCAAAGCCUUGUAUCCCUUCGAAGGUCACAAUGAGGGCACCAUCUCCGUGGCUGAGGGUGAGCUGUUGUACGUCAUAGAAGAAGACAAAGGAGAUGGCUGGACACGCGUGCGGAGGAACGAGGAUGAGGAAGGAUACGUGCCCACAUCCUACGUUGAAGUGUUUUUGGAAACGAAUGCCAAAGAUUCCUAAAAGUGUGAGGCUGGCUGAGGAAUGGCAGGGCAAGCAGCCUCGGAGAAACCACCACGUUCCUCACAUGCUCACAGAGUCAGAGAGAAAGAUGACCUGAGUCUAAAAGAAAGAGAGACGGCCGAUUAGAACGCAUCUGAAUUUUCCAAACAAACAAACAAAAAGUUUAGACAGAACGCAUCGAAAAUUUAGUGCUCAUAACUUCUCCAUUUUUAACCCCCAUUCAGCAGUCACAGCCGCAGUACACAAACGGCUUUAUGUUGUUUGCAGCAACGCUUUGCUUUUUAAUGAAACUAACUGCUCGCACCAUGUGCGGUCAUGACUGAGGCUGCUGGCUUCCCUGGCUCUGCCACUUCUCUUUUUUCCUUCCCUUUGCCCUGUGACACACAAACACACACACAUACAUGAAGGAGGGUGUGGUCAGAGACAGGACGGAGACCGACAGGAGCGGACGGACAGAAGAAACAGGUGGAUGAAACGCUCGCUCGCUCACUGACUCGAGACAGAAUCAUCCCAGCUUCAUCUGACGCCACAAGAUGCUCAUACUCACGCCUUCCACUUAAAUCAGCUCUGUAUUUGCAGGUUUCACUUAACUGGAAUCAGAAGAACUGAAGGUGCUAAUCAUCUGUCUUUGUCUCCUGUGCUUCUCAUGUACGUUCGUUUGAUCUCAGUGGUCGUUGGUCUUUUGUGUCACAGUUUCCACUUUCCUCCUCACCAAGAUCACUUCCACAUAUCCAGGACCAGCUGAAGGGGCAGAACUCUAGAUGAUGGUGUCAUCCACCAUCCAUACCAUCCAGCCAUUUCUUGUUCUGUCACUGGUGCCUGUUCCUCUCUCUGACCACACCCCACCCCCUUCCUCACCUCCACAGCCCUUCCCCCCUCCCUCAGGCUAUGGCGGCUCAGGCUAGCUCCCAUGGCUGCUUUAAGCCUUUUUUUGUUUUUUCUUUUCUUUUGCAACAGGGCGGGGGUCCCUCAGCAUUGUGGUGUGCUGCAUGCUUGCCCUGUCUUCCUCCUCGCCCCUGUGCUGGCGGGUUGGAGGAGGCGGUGGGGGUGUUAAGCCUGCUUACGCCCCUUCCCUCCAGCCUUUAAGUUCAGUUAACCCUCAUUGCCUAGUCAUACUGUUUGAAUUAACCUGAAUGCUAUUGUUUGGGUUUGGUGCCUGUGGGUCUUUUUUUUUUCUUCUUUUUUUUUAAUUACGUACAUGUUUUUUCAGUCAUCUGUUCAGAAAGCAUGUUUCCCUGUUUUUAACAGAAAGUAAGUGAUCUCAAAUUUGUGUAGUUUAAUCACAAAAAAGGACGAUAGGAACCCAAAGUGUCAUUAUGUUUUUUGUUUUUUUCUUUUUUCCUGAAUGAUCUCAUGCAUAGAUAGGUCAAGGUUGUUUUGUUUUUUUGUAAGUACAGUACGUAUGAGAAGUGUUAGUUUGCUAUGUUUUGAUCAGAGCGUCUAAUGCAAGUUGUUAGUUUAAAGUUAAUCACCUUGUGGAAGUGGCUCCACUUGGUCCAAGCAGCACCCAAAAAUGAAACCUAUGAAGAUAUGAGUUACACCCGAUGUUUGUAACAAGCUCCACCUACUGUCUACUGUAUAUGAAAAUAUACUGUGAUCGUUUUCCUGUGAGUUUUUGACUGAAAUGUGACAACACGCCGAUCAUCACCCGUUUUGGGCCUUAACCAGGUUUCACUGAGAGGAGGAACGAUGCUGACGUUCGCUGUGGUAUGGUGAGGAGACGAAGAUGUGAUUAUCUCGAGGGGGCAAAUUUCUAAUCAUGAAACUGUCAGGGUAGAGAAAUGAUGUCCACUGAUUCCCCCUGCUCAAUGGCACAUAAUGCACGUGAUUUUUUAACAUUUUUGUUUCAUAUAUGACGAGUGAAGAUUCUCUUUUUCUUCCUUUUUUUUCCUCUCUUCUUUUUUUAAAGCUGGAAUGAUAUGUUGUUGCUUAUUGUACCUGAAUGGGACUAAAAUCCCUUAACUGCAAACAUGAGUAACCGUUACAUUGUUUUUAUGUUUUGGAUGAAGCCAUCGUAUAUUUGUCUAAUGCAGAAUUUUAUGAACACUCCCCGUGUGGAGGAAUGAUGGACGUACUGAUCAUUUGGACUGCCGAUGUAAGGAAUGAUCAAAUCCCUGCUGAAUCAAAUACCACGUUUGCUUUCGCCCCUCUCAUCGCUUCACACAUCACGGUGAUCAAACAAUGUCUGGCAAAUGAUAUGAUUAAAUCUGAUGAGGCAGCAGUAGCUUUAGGGCAGGCUUUGCUCUGACACGAAACCACCACAAACCUUUUCUGUCGAUGCCCCAGAAUAACCCGCGUGUACAGUGGAAAUGGCGUGAUGGAAUUAGAGAAAAUAUAUAUGAGUAUAUAAAUAAAGUUUAAAAAGGAAAACAUCUAUUUUAACUAUGGAGAGUCUUACCAUUACUUUAUCUGCUUUGCAAAGUAAGACUUCUUUUCCUUUGUAAGGUCUACCAGAUGGUGUGUUUUUGCACUUUUUCGUUUGUGUUCCAUUCGGUAGGCCACAUGCUUGUGUUUUGGAGCACUGAAUACUUUGUAUUGUGUUUACUGUGCCAAUUAAAUAUGCCUGGAGAGUAAACGGUG
Messenger RNA from Maylandia zebra (zebra mbuna), 4924 nucleotides. The record is from RefSeq and is a predicted model, not a curated record. Lineage: Eukaryota; Metazoa; Chordata; Actinopteri; Cichliformes; Cichlidae.